ACGUAACAAUACAAACCUUAUAAAAUCAAUAAAUAAAAGUUAUUAAUAAUGUACUUCUUGUGGAAAGCGUUUGUAUUUUUAAUUUUCUUAUCCAGUAUACAAUGCGCUGUGGUGAAAAGGAAAACUUAUUCUGAGUUAAGGUCUUGUGAUAUUGGUGGCUUGGCAGAUGAAAUUGCUUCCUAUGAUACCGUCGUCAAAGAUAUUAUCGAAUACGUCUCCGGGCCGUUCAAGGGGAAGACAUACGAUGAGUUAGCUAAAUUCGUAGAUAAAUUUGGAGCCCGACCAUCAGGUUCUGUAGUGUUAGAAGACUCAAUAGACUACAUGAUUCAACUUACCCAAGAAGAGGGUAUUACUGACAUAACCUUAGAGGACGUAGAGGUUCCACAUUGGGUUCGAGGAAAUGAAGUUGCUACUAUGCUCAAACCUAGAGAAAAAAAUAUUGCUUUGUUAGGACUUGGAAGAAGUGCUAGUACUCCAGAAGAAGGAAUCACCGCUCAAGUCGUUGUCAUGUCAAGUUUUGAAAACUUGGAUGCCGCAAAAUAUGAAGAUAUAGAAGGAAAGAUUGUACUAUAUGAUCCUGUUUUUACGACGUAUGGUGAUACUGUGGUUUACAGAUCUCAAGGAGCUACCAAAGCGGCAGAAAAAGGAGCAGUGGCAGCUCUAGUAAGAUCAAUAGCUCCAUUUUCUAUAAACUCUCCACACACCGGCUCUCAGACCUAUGGUGAGAAUGUAACAAAAAUACCAACAGCUGCAAUUACUCUUGAAGAUGCUGACUUGAUAAGAAGAUUAUACAAUAGAGGAGAAACUGUCGAAUUAAAUAUAAAAAUGUCGUCGACGUUCGAUAUUAAAACGUCACGAAAUACAAUUAUCGACUUAAAGGGUAUUGAGAAGCCGGAGAAACUUGUAAUUGUAUCUGGACAUAUUGAUAGUUGGGAUGUCGGUCAGGGAGCUAUGGACGAUGGAGGCGGUCUAUUUGUUAGUUGGGCAGCUCCCGUUAUUCUAAAACAUUUAAAUUUAAGACCAAGAAGAACUGUUAGGUCUAUUUUCUGGACAGCUGAAGAAUUGGGAUUAGUAGGUGCAUAUGCGUACGAAGAGAAGCAUAGAAAUGAGAGUUCCAAUAUUAAUUUUAUCAUGGAAUCUGACGAGGGUACUUUUGCGCCGCUUGGUUUGGCAGUAGCUGGCACCCAAGAAGCUCGAUGCAUUGUUGCAGAAAUAUUAAAGUUGUUUGACUCUAUUAAUGCAUCCACUUUGGUAGAAGAUGAUAGCCCAGGAUCUGAUAUUGCAGUUAUAAUUAAAAACGGUGUUCCCGGUGCUAGCUUACACAACGCUAAUGAAAAAUAUUUCUGGUUCCACCACACCGAAGGAGAUACUAUGAAUGUCGAAGACCCGGAUGAGUUAGAUCUUUGCACUGCUUUUUGGACUGCUGUUUCUUAUAUAAUUGCAGAUAUUUCUGUAGAUAUUCCACGAUAAUGUUUUUUCCGUCUUCAAGAAUACGCAAAUUAUAAAAUAAUUGUGUACAAUUAAAUAUAAGGAUGAUAC
This is a messenger RNA of Papilio polytes (common Mormon), 1539 nucleotides long. Its product is annotated as carboxypeptidase Q-like. The transcript is spliced from 3 exons. The coding region runs from base 49 to 1470 and encodes 473 amino acids. The record is from RefSeq and is a predicted model, not a curated record. Lineage: Eukaryota; Metazoa; Arthropoda; Insecta; Lepidoptera; Papilionidae. Gene Ontology annotation, biological process: peptide catabolic process; proteolysis. Gene Ontology annotation, molecular function: metallodipeptidase activity.